Messenger RNA from Cebus imitator (Panamanian white-faced capuchin), 459 nucleotides. RefSeq names its product zinc finger protein 736-like. NCBI's taxonomy places the organism in Eukaryota, Metazoa, Chordata, Mammalia, Primates, Cebidae. Gene Ontology annotation, biological process: regulation of DNA-templated transcription. The coding region runs from base 183 to 449 and encodes 88 amino acids. The transcript is spliced from 3 exons. The record is from RefSeq and is a predicted model, not a curated record.
GGACUCUGAGAAAUACUUAUUUCUGAUAUGUCAGAGCUUUAUCUUUUUUCUCUGCAUCCAGCAUGUAAUAAGCCAAGAAAAGUCAUCACCAUGAAUUUAUGAUGUGCAACAUUACAAAUGUUCCUUUUGAGGCUUUUGAACAUGGGAAGUUGUGAAUGCCCAGGAUUCCUGUUAGAGAUUAGAUGAGGUCCUUGGAUAUCAGUGAGGAGAAAGGCAAUGAGAUGUUGACAUUCAGGGAUGUGGCCAAAGGAUUCUGUCCAGAAGAGUGGGAAUGCCUUGAUUCUUCUCUGCAACAUUUGUAUAGGGAUGUGACGUUAGAGAACUACAGAAACCUGGUGUCCCUGGGUCUUGGUGACUCCAAGCCAGAAUUAAUUACCCAUCUGGAGCAAGGAAAAGAUCCUUGGAAUGUGAAGAGACAGGAGACAGUAGUCAAACACUCAGGUAGGUAGGAGUGAAUGA